Molecule: messenger RNA, 478 nt
Organism: Umbelopsis ramanniana AG
Lineage: Eukaryota; Fungi; Mucoromycota; Umbelopsidomycetes; Umbelopsidales; Umbelopsidaceae
Exons: 1
Coding region: 76-378 (100 amino acids)
Source: RefSeq, a predicted model, not a curated record
AAACAUAUAAAAUACUUGUCUACAUAAAACCUCUACAUUUCCCGUGAAUCGCUGCAUUAAAUGUGUUGUCUAUAAAUGCCUUUGUCAGCAUUAUUAAUGCUUUUGGGGGCAGAGCACGCCCAAGUGAAUUGCGUUGCGUACCACCGAAUAUGUUGCCAACACCUUGCUUGCGUAGCCCUCCAGACUCAGUCACAUUUGGCGGUAUUUGAACAAGGACGCGUAACGCUGUUCGUUGGAUAUAUUGCAGCAAGUGAAUGGUGCAGUAUGGAGACACUCUACCCUAUGUUACUAUAUGGGUUUCUGUAUUUUUACACAAGCAGUGUUAAAGGCAUGCCGAUAGAUUAUGUUGCCGCUGACGGACUACGUUAUCGGGAAUGAUGUUGGUUUCGGGCAAUCCUAAUACGCCGUGGGUGGUUGCGUAUUCGAUGAUUCGCGGUUGAAAUUAUUACCGUGUCUGACAAGCGAUCGUCCAAUCCCG